Molecule: messenger RNA, 566 nt
Organism: Phragmites australis (common reed)
Lineage: Eukaryota; Viridiplantae; Streptophyta; Magnoliopsida; Poales; Poaceae
Product: peptidyl-prolyl cis-trans isomerase Pin1-like
Exons: 2
Coding region: 1-378 (125 amino acids)
Cellular component (GO): cytosol; nucleus
Molecular function (GO): peptidyl-prolyl cis-trans isomerase activity
Source: RefSeq, a predicted model, not a curated record
AUGUCGUCGGCGGCGGCGGGCCGAGAGGGGGAGACUGUGCGCGCGUCGCACAUCCUGAUCAAGCACGAGGGCUCCCGCCGCAAGGCCUCCUGGAAGGACCCCGACGGCCGCGUCAUCUCCGCCACCACCCGCGGCGACGCCGCCGCGCGCCUCCUCGACCUCCGCAACCAGAUCCUCUCCGGCCAGGCCGCCUUCGCCGACCUCGCCGCGCGCCACUCCGACUGCUCCUCCGCACGCCGCGGCGGCGACCUCGGUACCUUUGGGAGGAGGCAGAUGCAGAAACCCUUUGAAGACGCCACCUUUGCCCUCAAGGUUGGCGAGCUCAGUGAUAUCGUGGACACUGACAGUGGGGUUCACAUCAUCCUGCGGACUGCCUGAGGAGAGGCGCAGAGUCUGGUGAAUGACUAAAUUAGCGCUGCGUGGCUUUUGAUUAGGACCUGUAUUUUUCCUUUCUGGCAGCCUAAGUGCAUAACAUUCUGGACGAGGAUAAAUCCUGUAUUGUCACACGUUUAUUGCAACGAUUGAGCUCGUCACCUACAUUAUUGAAGAACCCGUGAGCUUCUUAA